AUGUCUACGACAGCAAAUAUUCAAACAAUUUGUCUCUACGUUACAAUACAAAAUGUUGAUAUUUCAAUUACAAAUACGGAUAUCGAAAAUGGCAUCCGUCCUAUAAUCGAUACAGAUUUACCCUAUAUUUAUUUUGGUAAACCUUACAAUAUCGAAAAUACAAAACAAAGAAAAGUUUAUUUAAAGUUCCCAGAUGAACAAAUACUAAAUGAAUUCACGAAGAAUCGUUUAAUUCAAGUUCGUGAUAAACAAAUUCAUAUGUCACCAUUUAAUCCACAAAAUAUUCAAUUAUCCGAUCAAAUGAGUCAUUUUUUAUUAAUUAGAAUAUCUGAAACACACAGCAAUGGAAAAACUUUAAAAGAUCUUACUCAAUUUGAUAUUAAUGAAUAUUUCAAAAGCUUUGGUCAAAUAGUUAGCUGUCCAUGGAGGAAGAAUUUCGAAGCAGUUCUUGAACUUCAAUAG
Molecule: messenger RNA, 462 nt
Organism: Rotaria sordida
Lineage: Eukaryota; Metazoa; Rotifera; Eurotatoria; Philodinida; Philodinidae
Source: the annotation of a GenBank genome assembly